UUGGACUCGAAUGGCGGAAUCAGAUGGAGUGAAUUGUGUGUGGACCACUUGCAAAACUGCUAUAAACAUCACUUGACACACUGUAUACAUGCCGUGCCAUCUGCAUGAAGUGCCCAUUGUAAGGAUUAUUGUGACUAGUCCGGAAAACUACACUCCUUUACCUUUCAGUCAGUAGUCUUGAUUUCGUAUGAAGGGAGUCACUGAACACUAUUUUACGGACAAUUGUGUUAACAACGUUUUUGUAGAAACGCUGGAGAUGAAUUCGGAAAACAAGCAUCGUCUUUAUGUCAAACCAAAACUUGCGGACCACGUAAGCAUGCAAGGCGUAACGCAGGUCACUGACGUCACUUCCGGUACACUGCGGCGUUCUCUCUGGUUCCUUGUCAUAUGUGGAGGAGUUAUGUUCACCGCCUUCAACAUCGCCAAACAAAUUCAGUUGUUUGUGUCAAGCCCUGUCAGCGUUGACGUCGACGUCAAGUUAGCGCAGACGCUGCCGUUUCCAGCUGUGACCGUGUGUAACACUAACAUAGCGAAGAGAUCGUUUAUAGAGAUGUAUGGCAUCACUGAAGAUUUAACAAAUGAAUUGAGAUAUGACUUUCAAGAUGUCGGCUUAAACAUAACCCGUCACUUUGGAUCCGAGAAGAUUGAUCAUUAUUACACAGAGUUUAGUCACACCAUCUACGACUCGCUACUGUGGUGCACUUGGGGAGAUGCAACGUGUGGGUUCGACAACUUCACACAAACGGUGACAGAGAGUGGGCUAUGCUUCACAUUCAAUGCACAAGGGACGGCCUUCGUGCGGAACUCGGGCAGACAUUACGGGUUGAAAAUGGCUUUGGACGUGAAGUCGGAGGAGUUUACCCGCAGCCGCCAGAACACAGAAGGAGAGGGGUUCAUGAUUACCAUCCAUUCUCCCGACACCCCUCCGGUGAUAACGGACACAGGAAUGGCGGUGUCGCCUGGUUCACAGUACUUCUUUGGGCUUGGAAUGCAGGAGAUGGAUGCUUCAGAAGGACUGGACAACUGUGGCAGACGGAAACUGAAGUAUUUCGAAGGAAAAUACUCGCGUGAAGCUUGCCGUAAAGAAUGUUUUACCGACUACCUCUUAAAGGCGUGCUCCUGCCGUGAAGCCUACAUGCCUGGUAACGCCAAAUUGUGCGAAUCGGAGGUCGUUAUCGACUGUAUCAAUCCAAGUACGGAGCAGUACCUCCUUUCUAGACCUGACUGCGAAUCUACCUGCCCGGACACCUGCUCGUACAACACCUUUACUUUGAAGACUGCGUCUAGUCUGAGAGUGACAGAUGAGUAUCUGUCAACGUUGGCUAACGAAACUGGCGAUUAGCUGGAAUACUGGAGACGUAAUUUUGUGGCAAUUGAGGUGUAUCACUCAUCCAUGUCCUAUCCGUACAUCAGGAAGCGAUA
Haliotis rufescens (red abalone) is the source of this 1422-nucleotide messenger RNA. RefSeq names its product acid-sensing ion channel 1-like. The transcript has 5 exons. The coding region runs from base 188 to 1342 and encodes 384 amino acids. Gene Ontology annotation, biological process: sodium ion transmembrane transport. NCBI's taxonomy places the organism in Eukaryota, Metazoa, Mollusca, Gastropoda, Lepetellida, Haliotidae. Gene Ontology annotation, molecular function: ligand-gated sodium channel activity. The record is from RefSeq and is a predicted model, not a curated record. Gene Ontology annotation, cellular component: membrane.